AUGUUAAAGAGAUACCAUUACGCAAGAAGAAUACGGCUUAACCAUAUCAGAGAUCUGAAUCAAAAGAGAUUUAUUGUAUCGAACUAUGAUGAUCCUAAUGAUGUGAACUAUGGGCAAAUGACAGACUACCUCAGAGAAAAAGGAGUGCCACUUCUUUUACAAGAGAAUUUGAAAGAGGAAACUUUAGAUGAUGCGAUUGUUUUGAGAUUGUUACCAAGCACUCAUCCGUAUAUUCCUAAUUUACAUGGAAUAUUACAGUAUAAGACCUCUAUGAAUGCCAUAAGGCUAAUCAUGAGGAAAUUUGUACUAGAAGAAAACUCUAGGUUGAAAGUGUUGUCUUCAAGAAGGAUUAGAGGUGAUGAUGACCAGAUCAAAUAUCAAUGCAAUAUUUCACCAUACCUAACAAAUCAUGAUAAAUUAUUAAUUAGAUGGCAAAGCUGUCUUCCACAAACUGCAGGUACAGUUGAACCAGAUGAGGAAGACAUGAACAAAACGAUAUCAUUCUCCAGCAAUGAUGUACUUAGAACCCAAACUAGUUCUGGAGAAUCACCUAUAUUAGAUUACAUUUUACAAAAACCUGCUAAGACAAUUAGUACACUUGCUCCUAACGUUCUGUCUAAACAUAUUACCUUAGGGAAUCGUAUUAGUGCAAUGAAUAAUGACGAUUCUCUAGAUAAUGAAUACACACGUAUAGUCAAUGGCACAUUUGUUUUUGAAUUCAACGAGGAUAACAGUAAGAUACUAGUUCAUACGAUCGAAAAUGUGGAGCUAAUUGAUUAUGAACGGAAAAUCAAUGUACCAAAAAAUGCAUUUGCUUGUUAA
Molecule: messenger RNA, 822 nt
Organism: Nakaseomyces glabratus
Lineage: Eukaryota; Fungi; Ascomycota; Saccharomycetes; Saccharomycetales; Saccharomycetaceae
Gene: MCO32
Product: Mco32p
Source: RefSeq, a predicted model, not a curated record